Messenger RNA from Schistosoma haematobium, 3069 nucleotides. RefSeq names its product Kinesin-like protein kif23. The transcript is spliced from 8 exons. Lineage: Eukaryota; Metazoa; Platyhelminthes; Trematoda; Strigeidida; Schistosomatidae. Gene Ontology annotation, molecular function: microtubule motor activity; ATP binding; ATP hydrolysis activity. The record is from RefSeq and is a predicted model, not a curated record. Gene Ontology annotation, biological process: microtubule-based movement. Gene Ontology annotation, cellular component: nucleus; kinesin complex; microtubule. The coding region runs from base 1221 to 2849 and encodes 542 amino acids.
CGUCAUUAUUAUUGUUUGGUGUAUAUGUAUUAGGUACACUUUUGUACAAAUGUUUUUGUUCAAAUAAAUAAACAAAUCUACGUUAAUCUUGCGAGUAUACCGAAUUGUGUUAUUUGUCUGCCUUACUCCGUAACCUGAUCUUAAGGCAGUAAUUGUCUUUACGAAAUUUACGUUCUGAGUAUGCAGACUGGACGGUUUCAUUUUCAAAUAGGAUAAUGUUAAAUCUUUGUGUUUAUAGCAAGGAAUCUUAUCCGGAAAACCGUAGUGUCAUGUGAUUAACAUGCCAUACUUUCGACAGGGAUCAAUUUAUGAUAUAUUGUUGAGUCCAGCUAGAAUCCAUCAGAGUGACUUGCUGAUCCUUUAUUGGAUUCCUAGACACCGUGAUUUAGUGGAUUUAGAUACUAUAAUGUAAGGUCAAAUAUGACCAGUGGAAAGUGCGUUAUAGUUUUAUUGCUGUUUUCAAUACUAAUACAUGCAUUAUUUUAAUUGACAGGAUAAGGAGUCCGUCGUCAUCAGUCAUUUAUGCCUUGUGGACCUCGCUGGUUCCGAACGUACAAGCCGUAGUGGGACGCAGGGGAAUCGCUUGAGGGAAGCAUGUAGGCAUUUGUUUUUUUUUGUUAGUUCGUUGGAUAAAGUGAGGCUCCCUGGCUUCGUGUUAACGAAUUUUCGAUAGGGAUAUAAAGUGUUUGUUUUGUUUCUUCCAAAUUACAUCACAGAAAAACACCAACUAUCCAUUGUAAAGUAGGUUCAUUAUUUAUUGCUUCAGAAACUUGACUUUCAGCGAGGUUACUAUUUGGAACGCUAAUCCAUUGAUGCUUGUAAAACCUAGUAGUAAUAAUGACUUAGUAAAUGCGCCUCAUUGCUUGGUCCAUGAGUUUAUUCAGCAUUACUGAAUUUCAGUAAUUAUUGCACCAUUUCCUGACUGCUUUUUUAAUAUUCAAGUGAGAUUUAUCUGUUGACAUAUGUAGAAAGUUAGUUCGCUCUAAUGAUGGAAUCACCAAGCCAACCAUUUUGAGACAUUAACUGAAGUUAUAUCAAGUUGAAGUAAGUUAGAAGUGGACGAACGAAGAUAUUACACCAGUUCAGAAGUUCACUAGCUGUUGAUGUAAUUCGUGUAAAGAAAUUCAAAUAUCACGGUUAAAACGCAUAUGUUUCUAUCAAUCCUUCGUUGAACACCCUGAGUUUAGAUAACCUCAUUCCAAUUUCCAUCAAAAUUCUUUAUGUUAUAUUUUAAUGUUUCAGCCAACAUUAACAAUUCUCUAAUGAAUCUUCGGAAGUGCAUCAAAGCCUUGCGUGAUAUUCAAACUUAUGGAAGUAAAAGUCGGGGAACCACAACUACUCCUGUUGGACACACACGUGUUGUUCCCUACCGUGAUGCUCGGUUAACAUAUCUUUUUAAGAACUUCUUUGAGGGCGAUGGUCGCGUUGCAAUGCUUGUUUGUAUUCAGCAAGCACCAGAAGAAUACGAGGAAACCAUGCACGUCCUUAAAUUUGCUGAGACAAGUCAGGAAUUAACAACUUACCGCAAUAUUGUCCAACCAACCCCCUUCCGUGCACCCUACAACCAGAUCCGUCCACGACUACAAACUCCCUUGCGUGUUUCUGACGAUUCUUCAAGUACAACAGAAAAUUCUGUCAUAACUGUUAAUACUGAUGAUCAAGCUACUCAAAUUUUUGCUGAUUUGGAUUUCUUGGAUCGUGAAGUCACUUCUUGUUUAAACAAAAUGUCUAACGGCGAUAGUUUCAUCGGUUUAAAUCUGGAUUUCGAUAUAACAGACUUUAAUGACUCUGACAUACGCGCCGGUCUUGGUUUACAGGACCAAAAUUCAGAUUUGUCUCCCUAUGAAAGUGAACAAGACUCAGCACCUGAACAAGACAGGUUACCAAGGCCAUUCCUCGAUUUAAAAAUAAUUGACACAAAUCCUUUACGAGCUUUAAUCAAUCGUCGAUUAGAACGUAAGAAGCAGGCUUAUGAUUCUUUGCAAACAUUAUUUCCUAGUCUCCAGGCUCUAUUCAUUGAAUUAUUGAAUAAUGAAAAGAAUAUCAGUCCAGAAGUUGUCACAACAAAUCAACCGAAACCCGGAAGGAAUUUAGUCAGUACAUUAUCCAAACAGUGGGAAUCAAGACUAGCUCAACAACAAGCUGAAGCGAAGAUACUAUCACGUCCUAACAAUAAUAAUACCAAAAGAAUUGACGACAGGGUCGCAUUGACUCCUGGUAAACUAAAUGAAAGACGUGCUGCUCCAGCGUUUAAUCCUCGUCACCGUCGGUCUCGAUCAGUCGGUGGGGAUAAUGCACGUUGGUUAGAGCAUCAAGAAGCUAAUAAUACACCUUUAGGCACAAUAUUUACACCAAAUUUGAAACAUCGGAAAUCUGUUACACGUGUUGAACUAAAAGAUACUUUGAAUGCGGAUAACUAUCUUUUACAUCAUCAAGAGGCAGAUUCAGAUGGUAACGUUGAAACAAGUCUUUUUAAAGGUGCCAUUAUUCCUACUGCUGGUGGUGGUUCGGCUGUUGUUUUUAAUGAUGUAGAAGUUUUACGUCAAUCUUCUCCAGGCCGCGAACAAAGGAAAAGUAGUCGCCCCAGAGGCGCUGAUGCUCAUUUGAAACAAGUUAUAAGCGAAACUUCUCGUCGAUCAGGGAUAAAACGUCGCCAUUCUAAUUCACCGACAAGAAGACCUUCUAAUGAAUCUGUCUCAACACAUAGUUCUCAAGGCACAAUGGCAUCUGACUAUUGUCCUAUGAGUCCAUCUAUAGAAAAAAUCUCAACAGCUUAUAAUGAUGCUAAAUGUUAUAUCGGCAUCGACUGUAAUGGAGGAAUGGGCUUACGAAAAAGGUCCAGAUUGUAAAAAAGAACGUCAGAAGUAAAACUGAUUACUUUUUUGCUUGUCUAUUUAAUAUUAUAUAGAAAAACUACUAACUUAUCCAUAUUCACGUGCAUAUUUUUUGUUUUUAACCGUUAAAACUAUUUAUAUUUUAUUAGUCUUUUGUCAUUGCUUAUUUUUGACGUACUGUAACACUUACAUCAGAUUCCCUUAUAAAAUCAAAUACACUUAUUUUAUAACUUUU